UCGUUGCUUAAGAAUCCCCUCACACUCUCUCUCUCUCGCCUGGGAACUACGCCACCAUGGUUACCGCCACCGCCGCCCCGCAGUUCCGCCUCUCCUCGCUCCCAAACCGUGCCGGGAUCUGCCGCUUCCCUGGAGGAACCCAUCACGAUCACCUCCCUUCCUUCUCGCCCCCUUCCUCUUCCCGCCCUUUCCCUUCCCUCUCCCUCCGGCUCCUCCUUCCCCGCUACGCAAACCCUAGCCUCUCGCAAAGCCUAACCUCCCCCGACUCCGCCGUGCUAUCCGGUGGCGGAUCCUCGAUCCCACCCAAUGGCCCCGGUGAUAACGGCCGUGGCGGAAGCGGCGGCGAUGGCGCCCCUGACGAUGAUCGCCACCGCGGGGAGCCGGCCUCGUCCGAUCCUAGCGGCCCCCUUGGCCUCUUCCUCCAGGGGUGGCGUUCUAGGGUUUCUGCCGAUCCCCAGUUCCCCUUCAAGGUCCUCAUGGAGGAGCUCGUCGGCGUCACUUCGUGCGUCCUCGGCGACAUGGCUUCGCGCCCCAACUUCGGCCUCAACGAGCUCGACCUCGUAUUUUGCACCCUGGUCGUGGGAUCAAUUGUUAACUUCGUCCUCAUGUACCUCCUCGCUCCCACUUCCGCAUCCGCCGCCUCCUCCGCCCUUCCCGGCAUCUUCGCCGCCUGUCCCACCAGCCACAUGUUCCAACCCGGCCAUUACUCCCUCCUCUCCCGGCUCGGCACCUUCGUCUACAAAGGCGCCACCUUUGCCGCCGUUGGCUUCGCCGCGGGCCUUGCGGGGACCGCCAUAUCGAACGGGUUGAUUGCACUGCGCAAGAAGAUGGAUCCCGAGUUCGAGACGCCGAACAAGCCUCCUCCCACGGUGCUGAAUGCUCUGACGUGGGCGAUACACAUGGGAUUGAGCAGUAAUUUCCGCUACCAGACAUUGAACGGCGUGGAGUUCGUGAUGGAGAAGGCGUUGCCGUCCGCCGGUUUCAAGGCUUCGGUGGUGGUGCUGAGGUGCUUGAACAAUGUGCUCGGCGGGAUGUCUUUUGUUAUGCUUGCGAGGUUGACAGGGUCGCAAAAGGCGGCAGGGAGCGUGGACCAGAAGGAAGAGAUCAAGGAGAAAUUGGCAAGCCACAGUGCUACUCCAUUCGCAGAGGAUGGUGAUGGAGAGCUUCGAAAGAGAGAUGCACUAUGUAGAUUUUGAUGUCUUCCUAUGCCAGACUUAAUGCGAUGACGUCGAAGUGAUGUUCUCAUCGACAAAUUUCCCAACAUUGUUUCUGUGGCCUUUCUUCCACCAUUUCUACUAGUCCUAGCAGACUCUUCAGCACUCUGUUGCCCACAGAAACAGACCAUUCCAACCUGCUCAAGACUCUGGAUAUAGGUAUUCAAAAUCAUUCCAAACACAUACAUACAUCUUCCUUGCAGGUCUUGUCACCUUCUUGUAGAUGAAUGGUUAUUGGCAUGCUAAAUAUUUGUUUCAUGUAUUACAUUAUAAAUGACACCUACCCCUUCUUUUUAUCCUUGGAGAAGAAACAAAUACAUGAUCUGUGGUUUAGCAAGAUA
This is a messenger RNA of Musa acuminata AAA Group (dessert banana), 1555 nucleotides long. Its product is annotated as protein RETICULATA-RELATED 3, chloroplastic. Bases 57 to 1196 code for a protein of 379 amino acids. Lineage: Eukaryota; Viridiplantae; Streptophyta; Magnoliopsida; Zingiberales; Musaceae. The record is from RefSeq and is a predicted model, not a curated record. The transcript is spliced from 2 exons.